UCCGCAAUUCAUCAACUCAUCAAUUCAUCAUCAACAGUUCAACACUCAUCAGCCAGCCACCACCAGCAGCUCCUACCAUCGCCGAACUCCUCUCCUCGGCCAGAGCUCACCGACGCCGUCGGAAUUUGACUGACAGAGGGUGCCGUCUCCGAACGUCUCUGCCACUCACCCUCUUCUCCUCGCCGUGGAAUCUCUGCUCGGAGCUCUUCUCGUUGCCGUCGCGAACUGCUCCUGCUCGGCUGUCGUCUCCUCACCGUAACGAGCUCUGUUCCCGGCGUCUCUCUCUUCAAGCUCUCUCGCUAUCUCUACGAGGUCACUGUCAGCGCCGUGUUCCUCCGAGCUCACUCUGUCACCGCCGUUCCUCCCUUGGCGUCUCACCGAGAUGUCUGUGGUGUGCCUCAUUUUUCUUUGGACCUGCAAGUUGCCGUGCAGACUAGAGAUGCUGCUUUGAUGAACUUGAAAUUGAUGUGAGCAUGUUGUCUCAGUUGUGGCCUCCCCAUAUUCACACAGCCUCCUUUCUCUUGCCUGAGCUUCACCGGCCUCGUCGUUUUCUUCUGCUGUCGAGCAAUGCAUAUAGACGUACACCUACCUUUCACUUUCGAUUAGAAAGGAGAAGAAAACCAGGACCAAGACGAGGCAGCAGCAUUUGUUGUUGUUGUGGUUCUGCCUCUGAGUGGGAACUUAAGGAAGCAGGUAUAGCCGUGUCAACUUUCCUUCAAGGAUUAGGGGUGUCAGAGGAGGAGUCCGUAUCCAUCGCAUCCAAGUCACCCUCUUACUCCAACAUGUUGGUGGAGAGUGUCAGGGAUUUGGACCAACACUCCAUGUGGAAUUCCGAUUCGGCCUCCUUGGGCUUCAGGGAAAAGCUUCUUCACAUUGCCUCCGUCAAAGGUGACAAUGGAAAACUCCCUUACUUUGAGAGUCUCGGCUUCACUCACUCUUCAUCUAUCACUCUUGCUAGGUAUCUCUCCUCUCAGAACCUCCCAUCCCUCAUGCACAAGGUUGCAUCCAUCAAGGACCUCUUCUUUUCUCAUCAAGCUGAUCACCUCCUCAUCAACAACAUUCGUCGCAUGAUGCUCCACCUGUCCAUUCCAAUCGACGAUGAUCUACAACAUAUUCUCUCCUUCUUUGAGAAGCUUGAAGCCAGGCGUGGAGGCUUAAAUGUCUUGCUCUCUGACAAAGACACUGCCUUUCGCCAUUUGAUUGAUUCCUUUCCUCGUUUACUUUCACUCUCACUGGAUAACCACAUCGUUCCUAUUAUCGAUUUUCUCCACAAUAUUGGAGUUCCCAGAGUUCACAUCACAACCAUAAUACUCUCUUUUCCGCCUAUUCUGUUCUGGAAUAUUCAACUCCUUAAAGCUAGACUCCUCGCCUUGAAACAGAUUCAUGUGGUGGAUAAAGAUUAUAUCAAGUUGUUGAUCAGAUAUCCUUGGGUUCUAUCUACAAGCAUUCAAGAGAACUAUGAGGAGGUUCAUGGAUUUUUUCUUUCUGAGAAGGUUAGAAAGAUAUGUAUUGACUCUGCAAUCAGAGGCCAACCAUACCUGUUGGGUUGUUCAACAAGCAAGCUGAAGUCGAUGCUGGAUCAGUUGGCUGAUCUUGGAGUUAAGGGAAAUAAGUUAGAUAGAGUUAUUGCUAGAAGCCCGCAGCUACUAUUGCGGAAGCCCAGAGAUUUUCUACAGGUUGUUCUGUUCUUUGAAAAUAUGGGCUUGGAUAGAGAAAUUGUUGGGAGAAUUCUUUCUCGCUGCCCAGAAAUUUUCGCUGCCAGCAUCAAUAAAACUCUUAAGAGGAAGAUUGAAUUCCUUUCUGGGGUUGGCGUUUCGGAAGCAUAUCUUCCUGGGGUAAUCAGAAAGUAUCCGGAAUUACUUCUAACGGACACUGAUAAAACCAUACUGCAUCGGCUGAUGUACCUGAUGAAGUUAGGACUUUCGGAGAAAGAGAUUGGGUUUAUGGUGCGCACGUUUUCUCCGCUCCUCGGGUACAGUAUAGAGGAGGUUUUGAGGCCAAAAAUAGAAUUCUUGGUGAAGUCGAUGGGGAGGCCGGUACGAGAAGUUGUCGAUUACCCUCGGUAUUUUAGCUAUUCAUUAGAAAAAAAGAUAAAGCCAAGAUACUUUGUACUCAAGGGAAGGCACAUUGAAUGUAGUUUAAAGGAUAUGCUGGGAAAAAAUGAUGAGGAAUUUGCUGCAGAAUUUAUGGGUGUGGGUCUUGGAGGGAUGCUUGACCCUCCUCUCUGUUCUGAGAAUGUGUUGUAAGUAUCAUACAUCCUUUCCUAGUAUUUUUUCUGGGAAAUUCAUCUCAUCACAAGCAGAUUCUUUGAU
This is a messenger RNA of Arachis ipaensis, 2312 nucleotides long. RefSeq lists its product as uncharacterized. Gene Ontology annotation, biological process: regulation of DNA-templated transcription. Gene Ontology annotation, molecular function: double-stranded DNA binding. The record is from RefSeq and is a predicted model, not a curated record. NCBI's taxonomy places the organism in Eukaryota, Viridiplantae, Streptophyta, Magnoliopsida, Fabales, Fabaceae.